Messenger RNA from Caenorhabditis remanei, 471 nucleotides. RefSeq lists its product as uncharacterized. Gene Ontology annotation, cellular component: cytoplasm. The record is from RefSeq and is a predicted model, not a curated record. Gene Ontology annotation, molecular function: ubiquitin-protein transferase activity. Bases 1 to 471 code for a protein of 156 amino acids. Gene Ontology annotation, biological process: protein ubiquitination. The transcript is spliced from 3 exons. Lineage: Eukaryota; Metazoa; Nematoda; Chromadorea; Rhabditida; Rhabditidae.
AUGCCAAUGUUAGCUAUGAGUCAGGAUAAAUUUGAUGCUGCAGAAGUGUCGAUGUGCACUUUUUCAUGCUUUGAUUCGGUUGCAACUGUCAAAUUGAAUCCAUGUGGACAUCGUGUUGCUUGCGUCGAUUGUGCUGAGAAGACAGCCAUUAGAAGAUGUCCAGUUUGUUAUCAGUUUAUUGCAGGAGCACAUGAUCACGAUGGGACACAAGUUCAAAUUGGUUCUCGAUCAGGCGAAUCAACUGAUUUCGGCCGGCAACAUUCACAACUUUCUGCUGAAAUUUGUAAAAAGAUAGCUGAAGAUGCAGCUCGAGAAGCAAAAAUCGAAUUUGAAAGAGAGAAGCAAAAAGAGCUGAAUUUAUUGAGAAAAAAACUAGAACAGUUGGAGUUAGAGACUAGUUGUGCUAUUUGUAUGGAUUCCAAAAUUGAGAACACGACUUAUGGACGCCUGAAAAUGGCGUUCAAAGAAUAG